Trametes versicolor FP-101664 SS1 is the source of this 1713-nucleotide messenger RNA. RefSeq lists its product as uncharacterized. Bases 1 to 1713 code for a protein of 570 amino acids. NCBI's taxonomy places the organism in Eukaryota, Fungi, Basidiomycota, Agaricomycetes, Polyporales, Polyporaceae. The transcript has 4 exons. The record is from RefSeq and is a predicted model, not a curated record. Gene Ontology annotation, molecular function: phosphatidylinositol binding. Gene Ontology annotation, cellular component: intracellular membrane-bounded organelle.
AUGACGACCGCCCCGCCCUCUGCUCGUCGCGUCGGCCCCCGCUCUAUCCAGCCGCCCCCAGCCAAACCUGUCACCCUCGCAAAACGCCUGCUCUUCCCUGGUCUUCCUGCCGAUACAGACCUUCCACCUCUCCUCGUCUCUCCUGCUGCCUCGCCUGAGCUCAAUGUGGAACUCUACGACUUCGUAGCCCUUGCGCUGAGAGCGUACGUAAACCCCUGGUGGACGAAGAUCACGCGUUAUGACAAGGAGUUCCUCCCAGAGAUCAACCGCAUCCUCACCGUCGUCUUUCGUGCUCUCGAAACCCGCCUUGUCGUGACCGAUCUGUCUCCUCUGGUGUUCCGCGACCUGCCGACGCUGCUCACCCAGCACUGGACGGACUAUCGCAAUGCUGAGGCAAAGCUGCACACAUCCUACGCGAGCGGUGGCGCGGCGUCCCUCCCCCAGCUCUUCCACCAGAUGCAGCCGCACAUGGCUGUCUCUGCCGAGGGCGUCAUAGAUCCCGUGUACGUGCGCCAGGCCGUAGACCACAUCUUGAAAUCGUGUUUGCCGCCAGACGACUACGAGCCUGAGACCGAGCGAUACAUCGUGCGGGAGGUUGUCCUGAAGGUCCUGGUGGGGAGCGUGCUGCCGCGGGUCACCCAGCCGUGGUUCGUGCACAAGACGAUCCUCGACCUCAUGGGCGCUGAGAACCCUGCAGGCGUGGGUACCGAGGUCUCUAUAGACGACCACACAUCGUCGGAGCGACCGCUUCUCCAACGCCGUGGCUCGCAACACUUCUCCUACCAGGCCUUCGCGAUCCUCGUCCUCUCCGCCGUGCAGUCCGUCUCCGGUGUUUGUCUGUCUAUUCUACACGCAUACAGGCAGGCGCGAGAAACGAUCCGCAAGGUGAACCAGAGCAAGGGCGUGCACCCCACAGACGACCACCCCUCGUCCACGGAAGGCGCACAUAGCGGAGGACGAGAGACUCCCGAGGCGCAGGAUGCGACCCCAGUCCCUGUGCCGCGGACCCCAGCGCUCCCUGGGGUCCUGAGCGUACCGCAGGAUCUGCAGAGCGCGAAGACCAUACUACCCUCCCCGCCCUCGUCUGAGUCGGAGUCGGUAAUGAGCCCGCGGUCUCAGAGCUCCAGCACGCCGCCAGACCCAGCUAUCGCGUCCGUACCUGCACCCACCCCGCCCCCCGCGCCGAUCCCGAACUACACCCACCCCCCACUGACAUUCCUCCUCACGCUCCUCACACCCCCGCCCCCUUCCUCUCAUGCAACGACCUCACCACCCACCACGCAGCCCCACACAACGGCCCGCGCGCUCGCGCACGUCCUCACGCUCCUCGCGUCCCUCGCCGCGCCCUUCCUCGCGCGCCUCCUCCCGUACCUCCUCUAUACACACGCGCUCAGCACACAUGCACUCGCCUCAGGGGUGCGCGCCGCGCGCCGUGCGCUCUUCCCCGAAGGUUGGCCUGCGACUCCGCCCCCUGACCCCACACUGGAGGAGCAGGCGGAGCUAAGGGCGCGUCUGUGCCGGAGGCUUGUCGACUCCGUCCCAAGCCCACUGGGGCUGUGGUUGGGGCCGACGCCUGCAGCACGGGCAGCGACGGUGGACGCGGCUAUCGGCCCAUUGGAUAGUCAGGCAUGCAAUGCGCAUCUCAUAGUGUUCAUUUUGGACCUGGUGCUGCUGACGGUGUUUCCGGAGAUGGGCGUGAGCGAGGAGGGGUGA